Messenger RNA from Grosmannia clavigera kw1407, 1704 nucleotides. RefSeq lists its product as uncharacterized. The coding region runs from base 1 to 1704 and encodes 567 amino acids. NCBI's taxonomy places the organism in Eukaryota, Fungi, Ascomycota, Sordariomycetes, Ophiostomatales, Ophiostomataceae. The record is from RefSeq and is a predicted model, not a curated record. The transcript has a single exon.
AUGUCUAGGAGGAACACUCAAUCGUCAAGAGUAGCUUAUAUGGAAGAGGAGGACGACUCCGGAAAAGUUAUUGGUGUCACAUACGCUGCGUCUGCUGCUCCCAGCUCCAACAAGGAAAGAAUGAACACAGGAAAAUCACGCCGAGGCGAGUCGCCUGGCCCAGUCCACGGCCACAACGACUCGGACUCGACUGCCCAUGCCCGACGUGGCUCGAGGUCAAAGCCCUCGCGAGAGCGCGAUCGGUCUAUUCCACCAGUAAAGAAGGCUGUCACUCUGGCAUCGCGGCCUUCCACGAGGCACUCGAGGACUGCACCCGACAUGGAGACCGGACACCACCACAGACGCUCCAGAGACGAGGCCGAAUACUACGGUAUUGAUCCCGACUCCAUCACGUCGACAUCCUCCCGCCCUCGCUCAAAAACUGCUGCCCCAAGGCCAAGCUACCCUGGAUUUACACGCCCGCCUGUCUCCAACUCGAGAUACCACCAAAUGGGACCGUCACCGCCGCAGUAUCAGCCGCCGCCGCAGUUUCAAACGCCGCAGUUUCAGCCGCCGCCGCAGUUUCAGCAGCCGCCGCCUCCCAUACAACCGUCCUACGGAGCCGGCCCACCACUAAAGCCGCCCUCCCAGGCCCCACUACCCUGGCACCGCCCCCCCCCCUCUCGGUACGCUCCGAUGGGACCGCCGCCACCCAUGUCGCUACCGUCUGCCACUGGCCAGUAUCCUGAAUCUAUCUCCAGACCACAGAGUCUUCAGCAGCGAUUCGAUCUGCCUCGACCUCAGACUUCUUUUGGACACCGUCCGCCGCACUCAGCUGAAUACACCCCUCCUGAUGGAUACUAUCCCGAAGAGAGACAACAGCUUCCCGACAUGCGCCGCCUAUCUCUUUCUGCUGCACGUCCUAAUUCGGCACGGCUGCCUCCUCAGGAUUCUCCGUUUGCGCCGCCUCUCCAUGCGCCGCCAAGGUCCCAGCAGAUCACUGAGUAUCACCAAUACGCAGACGAACCAUACGACGAUGAAAGUGUGUUUCAAGACUCGGCAUCUUCCUACUACGACCUUCCUUCCACAAACUAUGUGCCGCGCAGGCGACGGCCCAGCGUUGGUCCUACGACUGUUGGUUACGAUUCGAGGGCCUAUGGCGCAGAGGCUCCGCGCUCUACCGGCGGCCGCCGCGAUUCUCUCUAUUCGGUACGAUCUGUUUCGGGAGCUGGUCUCGAUGAUAAGAUUCGCCAAGCCAGCUCGUACCAGGAAGAAGUCAGUGGCGGUGUGCGGCUCACGGCCGCGACACUAGAUGAGGCGAACAGGGUCGGUGGGCCUCGCAGCCGGUCGACGCGCAGCUCUGGCAGCCGAGAUGAAAGCGACUGGCGCAAUCCGUCGGCGACGACGAGGACUACACGAUCGAGCGCUGCCGAAGACGACCGCACCAUGAAGGUCAGAGGCCCAGCCUUUAUCAGGAUGGGAGAGACCGAAGUGCAGUGCGAGAUGGGUGCAGAGGUGGAUAUCACGCCGAGUGGCAUCACAGGCAGACGCAGCGAGAGGAACAACUACAUCGAGGCAGAUGACCACCGAAGUAGGUUUGACCGGCCCGCUCUGCGCAAUCGUGCUGCCUCGCAGGCCGCUUCGUACGCCCAGCAUGCGAUAGCACCGUACGAGUAUUCCUACGGUAACGGGCUUGAUUACGCUCGACUGCCAUACAACCAUUAA